Molecule: messenger RNA, 1323 nt
Organism: Closterium sp. Yama58-4
Lineage: Eukaryota; Viridiplantae; Streptophyta; Zygnematophyceae; Desmidiales; Closteriaceae
Source: the annotation of a GenBank genome assembly
AUGUACUCCCAACAAGGGUUCGGCAAUAUGCCAGGAGGUGUGGGUGCUGGUUCGGGAGGCAUGGCCGGCUACGGGGGAGGUUUGGGUGGUGCCGCGGCUCCGGGAGGUGGUGGUGGUGGUUCGGGCGGUUUCGGUCCGGGUGGUGCUGGUGCGGGUGCUCCUGGGGGCGGUGCAGCUGGCGCGGGUGGACCUCCGGGCGUUGGUGGCGUGGGUUCGAUUCCCGCUGGCGGCGCUGGCGCGGGUUCGGGUUUCCCUGCGGGCGCAGCACCCCCGGGCGCGCAGGGCAUGGGCGGAAUGGGCGCAGCGGACGCGGCCGCGCUCGCCAACAUGAAUUUGAUGAUGAUGGCGGGGAUGGGGGGCAUGGGCGGAAUGGGCGCAAUGGGCGCAAUGGGCGGGAUGGGGGGAAUGCAAGGAAUGGCGGGGAUGGGGGGCAUGCCGGGAAUGGGGGGAAUGGCGGGGAUGGGGGGAAUGGGCGGGAUGGGGGCCCCGGGCGGGGCGAUGAUGGGCGCGGGCGGGAUGGGGAUGAUGGGCGGGGGUCCGGGGGCGGGGAUGGGGGGGGGCGCGGGGAUGAUGGGCGGGGGGCGCGCAGGUGCGCGGCAGAUCCCGGUGGUGAAGCUGCGCGGGCUGCCGUUCCGCGUGGAGGAGGGGGACGUGGCGGACUUCUUUGCGGGGCUGGAGAUCGUCGACAUUCUAUUCGUUCGCAAGGAGCAUCGCCUCGUGGGGGAAGCGUUUGUACUCUUCGCCUCCACGUUACACUCCGAGCUCGCACUACAGCGCAACAAGAUGCACAUGGGGCGGCGGUACAUCGAGGUGUUUCGCGCCAAGAAGGCGGAGUUUUAUAACGCCAUAGCCAAUGAGGUGGCUCAGGACGGGGGGACCUACCACGGCGGAGGGCAAGAGGAGAGAGGGGGGCGUGGAGCACGUGGGUACGGGGGGGAGGGCAUGGGGGGAGGAGGACAUGCGCAUGCAGCCUAUGGGGGAGGCGGAGGGGGAGGGGGAGGGCGAGGAGGCGAGGGGGGGAUAGGGCCGGCAGCGCGGGAAUCGAGUAUUGUGAAGAUGAGAGGUCUGCCGUUCUCCGCCACUACUAAGGACAUCCUCGAAUUCUUUGGAGAGUAUCCCCUGGCAGACGCAGCAGUGCACAUCAUCACCAACAGCAUCGGCCGCCUCACAGGGGAGGCGUUUGUGGAGUUUGGCUCUGCGGACGAGGCGAGAGCAGCGCUGGGGAAGGACCGCGAGCGCAUGGGCUCGAGAUACAUCGAGCUGUAUCUGUCGUCGCGGGAUGAGGCCACAAGGAUAGCCACUAGGGCCAGCACGCAGAGAUGA